AUGGCUCCGCCGCGCCCUACCUCGUCCUCGUCCGCCUCGAACGGCCCUCCUCCGCAACGCCGCCACGGCGUCCUAUGCGACGCGUCCAACACGCCCGGGCCGUCCAACACCCACGCCUGGGCUGGAACGCCCCGUCAAGACGUGUCUCCUGUGCUCAAGCGGGCCAGGGUCGAGGAGGCGGAUGGCACCGUCGACCCCUGGGGACGCAAGCGUGUCUUCGGCAAGCGGGACUGGCAGAGCAGGGAGCAGCACGACCUCGAGAAGAAGCGCGCGCGGUUCAUCGCUGCGAUCAAGAGCAAGAAGGCGGAAGAAGUCGCCUUUCAGCGCGCAGGUCAGGGAAGGGGCAAUGAGGCUGUCAAGAUCAGGCAGGAGCGUGAAUGCUUGGAGAAGGAGCUCAAGGCGAUCGAGUCGCAGAUCAGUAGACUCGAUGGGGGAUCGGAGACGAGCGCGAGUGAUGGGGAGGACGAGAGCAUCGGGCGCUCGGCGUCGACGUCUUCAGGCGCUGGAACCGCCGCCUCGGAAGCCGCAACUGCUCGCAACAACACCCCUCUCUCCGUCCGCCCUUCGAGCUCCGACAACGACACUCGCACGGCUCCCCAGGCCACCACCACGCAGCAGGCGCCGGCUCCGACGGUUCAGUCAUUCGCUCAGCCGACGAGUCGCCCGCGCCGCGACAUUCCUCCUCCUCCGCCCACUCAGACUGCGAACCCCGCUCGCAACGCGCCGAUUGCACAGCCUGCUGGUGCACAGGCGAGCGGAGCAUCUCUGUCGCGCACCUCCACGAAUCAGGAGAACCCCGCAGCCGUCGCAAGCGGGUGGAUCUCCCUCCAGUCGCUCGUCGACGAGAUUGCUCGCAACGCCUACACCUUGCCGCUCAAGAAGACGCUCAAGCUCGAUGGUCUCGUCAUCAACGGUCGCAUCAAGGCUGGCGACAAGCCCCGCAUCCUCAAGCUCAUCCUGCACCUGCUGGAGGAGGUCAGCCGCGGCGAGCAGGCGAAGGAGGCGCUGUCAUCGCUUGGCUUGAAGCCGGCGAACGAGAUCAAGAACGUCAAGCACAUCUUCUUCGCCGUCCA
Molecule: messenger RNA, 1073 nt
Organism: Rhodotorula toruloides NP11
Lineage: Eukaryota; Fungi; Basidiomycota; Microbotryomycetes; Sporidiobolales; Sporidiobolaceae
Exons: 2
Source: RefSeq, a predicted model, not a curated record